Molecule: messenger RNA, 22353 nt
Organism: Podarcis lilfordi (Lilford's wall lizard)
Lineage: Eukaryota; Metazoa; Chordata; Lepidosauria; Squamata; Lacertidae
Source: the annotation of a GenBank genome assembly
AUGAGGACUGUGGGGGCCAGCCUUUUCCUCCUCUUCUUCCUCCUUCAGGUGGUCGCAGGUGCCACAGGUGAGUGGAAAGGGCCACUGUACUGUGAGGGAGGUGAGACAUAAAGAUUCAAGAGCGCUGCUGGGCUGGGUCAUCUAAGGGCAGCUCUAGAGAGAACAGCCCUCUGUUUCAGGGAGAGGGGAAGCUGGUGCUCUCCUGUUGCUGCUGAAGCUCAUGGGAGUCGGAGUCUAAGAACAUGGCUGAACUACAGCUCCCAUCAUCCCUGCCCAUUGGCCAUUCCGACCGGGGCUGAUGGGAGCUGGAGUAUCAGGCGGCAGAGGAACCAACCCCCAAGGCAGGUCGCCAGGAACGGAUAAGACAAGGAAAAGUCCUUACCAUCUGCUUUUAUUCAAUAUUUACAGAGAGAGAGAAUGUUUAGAAGAUUACCGUAUUUUUUGCUCUAUAAGACUCACUUUUUCCCUCCUAAAAAGUAAGGGGAAAUGUGUGUGCAUCUUAUGGAGCGAAUGCAGGCUGUGCAGCUAUCCCAGAAGCCAGAACAGCAAGAGGGAUUGCUGCUUUCACUGCGCAGCGAUCCCUCUUGUUGUUCUGGCUUCUGAGAUUCAGAAUUUUUUUUUUCUUGUUUUCUUCCUCCCAAAACUAGGUGCGUCUUAUGGUCUGGUGUGUCUUAUAGAGCGAAAAAUAUAGUAUACGUUAAAAUAUUUUUCUAAGAAAGAUGUGCUAAUAUGCUUAGGGUAAGAAUGUAAAGUAUAUGUACGAGCUGGAAAAGGAAAGAGAUAAAAGAAGUACAAACAACGAUAUAUUUGGAGAAUGCAAGGAUAAAUGUGGAGAUAGAGAUUUAAAGAAGUCGAAUUGUGGCGGAGAGAAGCCGCGGGUGGGGGUGGGGGAAAUGCUAUGCAACAAGUAUAUUUGUUUUCAAUAUUUCUGAACUGUGUUUCUUUGUUCUUUUUAAAUUUCAUCCCCCCCCUUCUGUUGAUGUUCUGUUUUUGCUGUAUUAUUAAAAUAAAAUAAAAUAAAAAAAAAUAUUUACAGAGAGAGGGUUGGAAAUGCAGCCUCUUGGAAUAAUGGCGCUGCCCGGAGUAAAUCUCCCCUCCCCUUCUCUCCCACAUCCUAAUUCGUCAUCCUUUCUACGGAUGGCGCUGAGGCCCCUUUGCUUCUGAGCACUUUGCUCUCCUACUUUUAAGGCUCGCCGGGUUCUGGGAGAUGGUGGGUCUGGAAUGCUUUCUAGUGAUAACGUGUCAGCCAGCUGCUCUGGUUCUGCCCGCUCAUCCUCCUCCUCCUCUCCCAUUAUUUCCCAACUUUCCCCCUCAUCUUCCUCUGAGCUGUGAGCUUCACUCAAACCCCUGUUGUAAUUUUGAGCUGCCUCCUUCUUCUCUGGAAGAGUCAGGCUGGGGAAGCAGUCACCCCCAUUCCAUGCCCUUGCACCCUGGCCUGACUUGCAGUCUUCCCAUGAAGGCAUAAGGUUGGGCCCUCUGAGAAGAGGGUUCUGGAUUAGAUGGGCCCCUUGGCUUGAUCCAGUUUGAACAGUGCCAACAAAGAGCCCCAAAGAGCCCCAAGUUACAGGGAACCAGGCAGAGGGCCUUCUUGGUAGUGGCACCCGCCCUGUGGAACGCCCUCCCACCAGAUGUCAAAGAGAAAAAUAACUACCAAACUUUUAAAAGACAUCUGAAGGCAGCCCUGUUUAGGGAAGCUUUUAAUGUUUAAUCGGUUAUUGUAUUUUAAUGUUUUGUUGGAAGCCGCCCAGAGUGGCUGGGGAAACCCAGCCAGAUGGUCGGGGUAUAAAUUAUUAUUAUUAUUAUUAUUAUUAUUAUUAUUAUUAUUAUUAAAUGUACAUAGAGUUCCAGGGCUGAGGGCCUUCUGGUGGUUCCCUCAUUGCGAGAAGUGAGGUUACAGGGAACCAGACAGAGGGCCUUCUCGGUAGUAGCGCCCGCCCUGUGGAACGCCCUCCCUUCAGAUGUGAAGGAAAUAAGCAGAUAUCUUCUCUUUAAAAGACAUCUGAAGGCAGCCCUGUUUAGGGAAGUUUUUAAUAUUUAAUGCUGUAUUGUUUUUAACACUCGAUUGGGAGCCGCCCAGAGUGGCUGGGGAAACUCAGCCAGAUGGGCGGAGUAUAAAUAAUAAAUUUAUUAUUAUUAUUAUUAUUAUUAUUAUUAUUAUUAAUCUGCUCAUCUCUAGGGCAGAGGGAGAGAGCUCAGUUGGCAGAGCAUGGGGCUCUUAAUAUCAAAGUCGUGGGUUCGAGCCCACCUUGGGCAAGAGAUUCCAACUGGGGGUUGGAAUAGAUGACCCUCAUGGUCCCUUUCAACUUUUCUAUUAUUAUAUUAUCAUUAUUAUUAACAAUAGGAUCCUGCCUUUCCGCCUGUAUUAGCGUCAAUUCAGGAAAUAACAGACCCUCCAAGUGUCCUGAUUUCCCAGGGACAGUCCUGGAAUUACAGAAGUCCCAGUUUCUGAUUUGAUCCCAGACUGUUACGCUUGUCAUUUUUGAAGGAUGUCCCUAUUUUCAUCGGAGAAAUGUUGGAGGGGGUGCAAGCUAAGGGACACUGGUGCUGUCCUCAAGGUUGAGGCCUUGUAGUGUUAAUGUUUCCAGUGUGUACAACCAGAAUUUCUCCUUUUUUUUGUUUUUAUACUAAUGUUGAGGGAUCUGUGGGCGUCCCUACAACAGUUAUAGCAAUUAACUGCAAUAGCAAUUAACUAGUUUAUGAUUAGCUGCACCCUUCCCAAACCCAGAUGUGGUGAGCUGAAGUUAAGAUAGGAAAAAAGAGAAACCGCAAUUAUUAUUUUGUAAUUUGUUGAAAUAAUACCUCGCCUUUCCUCCCCAAGGGAGCCCAGGGCACAAUUUAAAAGCACAAACACAACAGAAGCAUCUUAAAACAGUUAAAACAUUCCAAAAGCAAUUUAUGUUAAAAUAAAAUAAAAUAAAAUACAAACAUUCUAAAAGCAGUUACGGCUAAAAGCAGUCUUCCAUCCAGGUAUCUUGAGUUGCCUGGAACAGUAGCCUUCAGUCAGCAAAUGCCCUGGCUAAACACAUAACCUCCAACAUUUCUCCGAUGAAAAUAGGGACGUCCAAGGGGACACGGGUGGCCCUGUGGGUUAAACCACAGAGCCUAGGGCUUGCCGAUCAGAAGGUCAGCGGUUCGAAUCCCCAUGACGGGGUGAGCUCCCGUUCCUCGGUCCCUGCUCCUGCCAACCUAACAGUUCGAAAGCACGUCAAAGUGCAAGUAGAUAAAUAGGUACCGCUCUGGCGGGAAGGUAAACAGCGUUUCCGUACGCUGCUCUGGUUCGCCAGAAGCGGCUUAGUCAUGCUGGCCACAUGACCCGGAAGCUGUACGCCGGCUCCCUCGCCAGUAAAGCGAGAUGAGGGCCGCAACCCCAGAGUCGGCCACGACUGGACCUAAUGGUCAGGGGUCCCUUUACCUAAGGAAAAGGGGGACAUUCCGGGAUCAAAACAGAAAUGGACGGCUUCUGUACAUACAGGUCUGUCCCUGGAAAAUAGGGACACUUGGAGGGUCUGAAAACAGUUAUUGGUUGUUAAAUUUGAACAACAACAACAACAACAAUAAAUAUGUUAGGGAAGGCCACCUCAGAGCAUGUGCAGAGCACCCCCUCUGAAAGGAGCCAUUUCCCUCCUGCUGCUCAGCUUUGUGUCUUUUCCAUCUCUCACCUAGCGAGCUCCCCUUGCGCGCCCAAGCAUGUCGGCCCUGGUGCCAUGGUGUGCGUCUGCAACGCAACUUACUGCGACAUGAUGGGCCCCCUCUCCCUCCCGCCCGAGGGCACCUUCGUCAAGUACCUGAGCAGCAAGGCUGGCAAGCGCCUGGAGCGAAGCAAAGGGAAGCUUUUGGCAAACAGGAAACGCUCAGGUAAGGAGGGCCUUCUCUAAACAGGUGGGUUGGAGGAAGAAACAUGCCACUCCAUCAGGCUUUCUCUUCCUCCGCUGUUGCCUGGGAGUAGCUGUGCCACCAGACUGCCUCAGCGAGAGAGAUGGGAAGUGAGGCUCAUCAGCCAUCCCCAAAGCCCAGCUCCAUCAAGUACUUCUUGUCCCUGAGCUGUGCCAGCUGGUCAUUAUAACUGCCUAAUAACUGGUGCCCGAUUUAAUUUCCUACUUUCUUCCCUUCUUGUCCCGUCUCUCUUGCAUGUCAUGUUUUCUUAGACUGUAAGCCUGCAGACAAGAACUGCAAUGCUUUAAUUUCUUGCAUGUUUUUAUUUAAAUUGCAUUCAAUUUCUUCAUGCAUAGGGACGCGGGUGGCACUGUGGGUUAAACCACAGAGCCUAAGGCUUGCCGAUCAAAACGUCCGUGGUUUGAAUCCCUGCGAUGGGGUGAGCUCCAGUUGCUCGGUCCCUGCUCCUGCCAACCUAGCAGUUUGAAAGGACGCCAGUGCAAGUAGAUAAAUAGGUACCGCUCUGGCGGGAAGGUAAAUAGCGUUUCCGUGCGCUGCUGUGGUUCGCCAGAAGCGGCUUAGUCAUGCUGGCCCCGUGACCCGGAAGCUGUACGCCGGCUCCCUCGGCCAGUAAAGCGAGAUGAGCGCCGCAACCCCAGAGUCGUCCACGACUGGACCUAAUGGUCAGGGGUCCCUUUACCUUUACGCCUUUUUUUUUGAGCAGGGUACAAACGCUCUCAAUAAAUAUAGAUCGAUAUAAGAAGAAUUUGGGGUUGGCUUUGACAGACGAACUCUUUAAGUUCAUUAUUGGUCAGAGGAGAAUGAGUGGAGGCAGGAACCAGUCAAAGCAAGGAAGAUGUUUAUUUUUCUGUUGCAACAGAGUCACCCCCACCUUGCAAGAGGGUGAGGGGAGCCAGAACAAAGAUGUGUGACCAUUUUUAAGGGCUUCAGAAAUUGCCCAGCCCCUUAGCCAAAGACCACCUACAAGCACGUCUACAACAGAGAGAGUGUGGCUUGUUUCCUGUUUGUCAAGAUACCUGAUAAUUCUUUCUGACUGUCCCAUCUUGGCCUGUUUGGGCCACUGUUUUGAAAUGGUAAAUACAGCUUAGUUCUUGAAUUGUCCCAGAGCUCCUCUAUUCAUGUGAGAAGUCCAUCCACGCUCAGGAACUUGGAAGGAUAUUGCAAGUGAAAAGAACCAUUGGGAAAUGUUUUUCCUUCUACUGCAGAGAAAAUAAUCUGGGGUCAUUUUUUAAGAGAGCCAACAUGGCUUUGGGAUUAAAAGGUAAAGGGACCCCUGACCAUUAGGUCUAGUCGUGACAGAUUCUGGGGUUGCAGUGCUCAUCUCGCUUUAUUGGCCAAGGGAGCCGGCAUACAGCUUCCAGCAUGACUAAGCCGCUUCUGGAGAACCAGAGCAGUGCACGGAAAUGCCCUUUACCUUCCCGCCGGAGCGGUACCUAUUUAUCUACUUGCACUUUGAGGUGCUUUCGAACUGCUAGGUUGGCAGGAGCUGGGACCGAGUAACGGGAGCUCACCCUGUCGUGGGGAUUCGAACCGCCGACCUUCUAAUUGGCAAGUCCUAGGCUCUGUGGUUUAACCCACAGUGCCACCUGUGUCCUGGCUUUGGGAUUGCUCUCCUGCAAUACCUCAGACAUGCGGUUUAUGAGCAUAAGUAUGCAUGUUUACCUUGUGCACUUAGGAACAUUGAUUUUAUUUGUGACGCUUUAGAAUUUUUAUAACACAAUAAAGGACAGCGUACCACAUUUGGCCAAAUCCUGAACCACAUCAGGCCAAUUUGCGGGGCAAGGAGGAUUGAUUCCACGUUGAUCCCAGAAUACCUGCGUCAGGGCGGGCCUCCUAUGUCGAUCCCUAACAUGCUGGCGAAACAAAACCUGGCAGGAGUCAACAGAGCCGUCUUUAGCAUAAGUGCCGCCGGGGUGCAGAGAUCUGCCCAGCGCCCCCAAAUUUAGUUUAGCCCCCAUGAAUUUCUAAUUACUCCAAAAUGUGUUUCUCGCUUAGCAUUUGUCGCAAAAUGAAGAAAAAAUGCAGCUUGCGGAAUUCAUAGUGUGUGUGCGCUCUAGGUGCUUUUUUGCGGAAAUUGAAAACUAAAAUCGAUUGCUGAAACGCACGUGAAGUAGAGCCCUAAGUACUAAGUAGUUAGUCAAAGAAAAUGCCGACAAUUAGCGAAAAUAAACAUUAUUUUUAUAAUGAAUUCUCUAAAUGAAUUUGAACUGUAAGUGAUGACAUUAAAACACAAUUUGCAAUGUUUCACUCGGGGUCAGCGGCACCUUUGGCACGACUGAUCUCGGCAGCGUGAGAUCAGUCGUGUCAAAGGUGCAGCUGACCCCACGGCUGCUGCUGGGCGCCCCGCAGAAUUCGGUGCCCGGGUGCCCCACACCCCUUGCACCCCCGGGUAAAGACGGCCCUGGGAGUCAACCCUCCUGCUCUCAGUCAGGGCGGAGGAAGAAGAAGUAGCAACUCUUUCUUACCCCAUCCCACCGCAAUGGACAUGGGGCGAUUCUGGGCUGGGUUAGAGGCAAUUGGGGGCCAAGAUCGGGUCAGAGGGAAGCAGGCUACGAGCAGCUCUAGUAACCUCUUCUUCUCCCAGACCUAACUCACUCCCUCCAUCUCUACCUCCUCUGAAGGGCUCCUGUAUUCCUACAAUCCCUGCGUUCACUACCAGUGUAUUAAAGGUUUUGGUGGCUCCCACACAGACUCAUCCUCAAUUAAUAUCCUGCAGUUGUCUCCACCAGCCCAAGAGCGCCUGCUCCGGUCCUACUUCUCCAAAGACGGUAAGCAAAUCCAGAGGUUUGUAUUUUGUAUUUAUUUAAUCCAUAAAUCGAUUCACUUAAAGUCCCCUGUUUCCCUCCCCAUCUCGCUGCAGGCAUCGAGUACAACCUUUUGCGCUUGCCCAUUGGCUGUUCGGACUUCUCCACUCGCCCGUACUCUUACGACGACGACUGCCCCGACGACUUUGAGCUGAAAUGUUUCAGCCUGGCGCAGGAGGACACCAGGUUCAGAGUGAGUGGAGCCGGCUUGAAAGAGGAGGCCUCUGGUCCCCUCCUGUGGUUCUCCCAGAUACCAAUAGCAGACUCCCUUCUCCAGGGGCCAACCUGAGGUCACAUUCACACCACAAAAAUGAAAGCUUUAUGCUGAUGCUUUCAACAGCCACGAAAGGCUUCUGACUGACCCUAAGGACUCUCAGCACCCUUAACAAAACUGCAGUUCAGGCUUGUUUUACAACAACGAAGAGCUAAAGUUACAACGAGAAAUUCUGUUUUAAAAACUGAAAUGUAGCUUUGUGGAACAGCCACAGGACAGUUCGUGAAAAUUCACCAGUGUUUUAAGAUGCACUUUCCCCCUAAAGUACCUUGGAUCCUGAACGCCUUGCGAGUCGAACGUUUUUGGCUCCCGGACGCCGCACACCUGGAAGUGAGCGUUUCGGUUUGCGAAUGCUCUUUUGGAAGCCGAACGCCCGAUUUGGCUUCCGCGGCUUCCAAACGUUUUGGAAGUCAAACGGACCUCCAGAAUGGAAUCUGCUCGACUUCCGAGGUACCACUGUACACAUUUCUGCAAGUAGAUUUCCCUAACAUAAUGUAUUUCUGUAUCUUAUUUUCAUGAAUGUAUACAUAUUCAUAUAAUAUACAUAUGCAUAUGUUCAUACAUAUAUAUAUAUAUAUAUAUAUAUGUAUGUAUAUACAGUACCUCGGGUUACAGCCGCUUCAGGCUGCGUUUUUCCGGGUUACGGAUCGCCAAAACCCGGAAGUACAGGAACUGGUUACUUCUAGGUUUUGGCGGUCGCACAUAUGCAGAAGCGCUAAAUCGUGCUUUGCGCAUGUGCAGAAGCACCAAAUCGCAACCCACGCAUGCGCAGACGCUGGUUGCGAACGGUACGGGUUGCGAACAUGCAUCCCGCACAGAUCAUGUUCGCAACCCGAGCGUCCACUGUAUAUACAUAUGUAUACAAUAUGGAUUUCCCACCCCAACAUUUCCCCCUAAAACACACGUUUUGAUAAACGUUAUUUGGUUUAUUGCAAAUUUAAGAGAAGUGCCCAUUCCGGCGGAUAUUUCUCUUCCUCAGCCCAUGCGUAUUAGUGCGUGUUGCGCUGAAAGACAAAAACCAAACCGGAUUUCGCCUCCAUCCCUACACACACCCUCAAACUGCAAAUCCCCUCAGUCCCCAGGGGCUUAUGCAAUUCCUCCAGAGGCUACUCAGGAGAGGAGAGCCUGGCCAAUGGGGUGACUUUUUGUGGGGCUGUGGAUGUUGCCAGACCCCCAAACCCAACUUGGAAGUCUAUAGGGAUUUUCCUGCUUGCCCCCACCCCCCCAGGUGGAUGAGAGCACAAUCUCCACCCGGCCUCCCUAAGCAGGUUAAGAAGGAAGGAUCCCCUCCCUUCGCUGGACCUUUAGCAAAGGUUUGCCUCCAUUUCCAUCCAGCAAUGUAAAUUCCUCGUUUAGACCAGGCUUCCUCAACCUCGGCCCUCCAGAUGAUUUUGGCCUACAACUCCCAUGAUCCCUAGCUAGCAGGACCAGUGGUCAGGGAUGAUGGGAACUGUAGUCUCAAAACAUCUGGAGGGCUGAGUUUGAGGAAGCCUGGUUUAGACACUGCAUUUUAAAUUUGAAUGCCAUGCCCCCAGGGACUGCGCUCCAUGCUUAACCUGCCCCGCUCGAUGACGUCCCUGGGGCUGGCCCCCUAGGCCUCAGGUAUGGGCCCUAAUAUUGAAGCACGUGAAAAUAUAGUGGUACCCACUUAGGGCGGAACAAGGACCAGACAGACACAGCUUUGGAGAAAAAGAAGGUGAGGGUUUAUUGCUGAGCAAUAAUGGACCCAGUUGGAAUCUUUUCCAAAAGACUGGGACCCCGAAGCAUACAAAUCCUGAGGUUAUAUACCUGAGCAAAUCACAGAUCAUGAGACAAUCAUGAGAGAGUCACGCACGCCAGCGAAAAAUAACCAAUUAGCGCCUCUUGCCAUGCCCCUGGCCGUGCACAGAGUUCACUCCCAACUUCUGCUUUCCAUUGUCUGCACAAUGGACCUUUUCCCUAGUUCUGACAGUACAGGGAAAUGAGACUUAGGCAGGGAAUCUCCUGGCGCUACCUCCCCCUAUGCAUUCUGCCUCAUGUAGGGAGUUUUUGUGGUUUGGCCCUUCCUGUUUCGUGGACUAUUUUAUCCUGGAUUUGAGGGGGAGUUUGUACCAGUGUCUUCUGAUUCAUGGCUUCCCCUUUCCUCUAGGGUGCAAGGAUGUUUCUAGGUAAAAGGUCGGUUCUGGACUUGUGGUUCCAAGCAGUUUGCAGUUAGCUUAGGCAAAAGCUUUUCUUGAUUCAAAUGGAUUAUAAAAUCACUGUAAGCCCUGUUAUGUGUGAGCAUAUAUGAAUAUAUUGAUUACUGAUAACUGAUUAUAUGAAUAGCAUAAGGGUAGCCCACCUUUUCUUGCUUCAAUAUCUCUGGGAUGCUCCUGGAUCUGCUCACUGGAUCCCCAUCACCUCUCCCCGUAGAUCCCUCUACUUCAACGCAUCCUGGCCUUAUCUAAGCGACCCCUCUCCCUUAUUGCCAGUCCGUGGUCUAGCCCAGGUUGGAUGAGAGUCAACGGCAAGGUGGAGGGCAAAUCGAGGCUGAAGGGGAAAGCCGGAGACAUGUACCACAAAACGUGGGCCCACUACUUCGUCAGGUAACACCCGUUGGUCCACCAGCGCAGAUGCGCACACACGUUCUUUGGAGAAAGGGAGGAUGGGAUGAGUCGUGCCACAGAGACCCGUGGCUUGGAGCUGCCUCAAACAGCCCAACGCUGCUGGCGCCCUGACCCCGAAUUGAGACGUGGGGGUACCCGAGACGCAGGCCAAGCGGUUAAUGCAAUUUCACAUGCAAUCCCAAAUUACCCCAACAAGAACUUGGGGGGGGGGAGGGCAAAUGCUCCACUCAGCAGAAGGAGAGAUCCCCCCAGAAUAACAAGGCUGGCUUAUUGCAAUUUGAGCAUCUCAUGCUGUUGUUUAUGUGGUAAUUCUACUUUACAGAGUUGUGUGGAAUUCGUUUGACCCUGUUUAGUCGUACUGUUUUUCUCUCGGGGAGGUACUUGGCUUAGAGCCGUGGUUCCCAACGUGGGGUACAGGCCCCACAGGAGGGCAAUUUGAUUUGGGGAGGGGGCAAUUUGAGAAUGAGUUAUUAACAGUGAAUGGCAUUUUAGGCUUCCUCCACAUGAAUAGUUCACUUUUUUAAUAAUAAAAAUUAUAUGUCACAGGUGUGUGUGUGUCAGGAUAUUAUUAUUAUUAUUAUUAAUAAUAAUAAUUAUUAAUAAUUAUAUUAUUAAUAAUAAUAAUAAUACCCCACUCAUCUAGCUAGGUUUUCCCAGCCUCUCUGGGUGGCUCCCAACAGGAUAUUAAAAACACAAUAAAACAUCAAACAUUAAAAACUUCCCUAAACUGGGCUGACUUCAGAUACCUUAUAAAGGUUAGAUAGUUGUUUAUUUCCUUGACAUCUGCUUAGGUGGGGCAUGGCCAAAAAAAAAAAAAAAGGUUGGGAACCACUGGUUUAGAGUUUAAAAGAACACAUGGCUUUGACUCGGCAUAUUUGUCCUUGUCAGAUUGAAUGUACAAGGCAGGUAGAUAAUAACUUGUGUCUCUGAAACAUGUUUACUUGAAUUCAUAUCUGAGACUGGCUAAUAUUUGCAGACUGACUCUGAGGCACACGGCCGCAUGCAAACCGCACGCCUGCUGCUCUCACAGUUAAAACUCACUCAGCGGUCGAUAGCUGAGCGAACUGACCAAACUGCCUUCUGUGGUGAGACAUCCUUAUGCUACAGAAUUAACCCUUUGCGUAGUAUUUUGGAUGCACCAUUCGCACAGUUUAAAGCCCUGAACAAACACAGUCGGAGGCAGUGCCGUGGGAGGCGAUUUUCGUUUAAAAUAGCUCAACAGCUUUGCCAAAAAAAGAGAGCCGGAUUUUCACUGUUGGGAAUAUGGCAACCCUCGCAGGUGGCAGCCUGGGAGAGGGCCUUCUCUGUGGCAGCCCCUAAAUUGUGGAAGUUCCUGCCCACAGAGAUCCAACUGGCACCUUCAUUAUGCAGCUUCUGUCAAAUGCCGAAGACGCAUCUCUUUGCCCUGGCUUUUGAGACCUGAGCUGUAUACCGUAAUUUUUGCUCUAUAAGACUCACUUUUUCCCUCCUAAAAAGUAAGGGGAAAUGUGUGUGCGUUUUAUGGAGCGAAUGUAGGCUGCGCAGCUAUCCCAGAAGCCAGAACAGCAAGAAGGAUCGCUGCUUUCGCUGCACAGCGAUCCCUCUUGCUGUUCUGACUUCUGAGAUUCAGAAUAUUUUUUUUAUUGUUUUCCUCCUCCAAAAACUAGGUGCGUCUUGUGGUCUGAUGCGUCUUAUAGAGCGAAAAAUACGGGGGUUUUUUUUAGGACCCACCUUUUUUCAAGUUUUUUCAAACUGUUUUUAAUAUUGUGUUGUAACCCACCUUGGGAACUUAGGGCAAAGGGUAGUUAAAAUAAUAAUAAAUAAUAAUAAUAAUAAUAAUAAUAAUAAUAAUAAUAAUAAUAAUAAUACUCUCCCCAUCCGACUGGGUUUCUCCAGCCACUCUGGGUGGCUUACAGCAUAUAUAAAAACAUAGUAAAAUGUUGUUAUUAUAUGCACUAUAUGGUGUAUAUUUGAUGAUGGGAUAUAUUAGCUGAUGUGAAAUAUUCAAGUGGUCAGAUCACAGUGCAACAUUCUGCCUCCUGGUGGAAAAACAUACACAAAUAAUCUGCACUUUAAAUGUACAUCACGACAUCUAGUGGCAUCAUCUAUUAGUUUCCAAGUAAAUAACACUGCAAAAGUCCAACUUGUGCAUUUGCAUCAUCAGUGCACAGCAAGAUCUGGUUAAAAGAAAUGAACCAGAGUAAUAGACAUAUUUCCGAUUUCAGCAGCUUCCGCACUGUAAAAGUGUCUGGGAAAGUGGAAGAUGUAACGUUAGCAGCAGGCGGAAUAGGGCUAUUGUAGCUGAAGGCAAUGGGACGCGGGUGGCGCUGUGGGUUAAGCCACAGAGCCUAGGACUUGCUGAUCAGAAGGUCGGCGGUUCAAAUCCCCGUGACGGGGUGAGCUCCCGUUGCUCGGUCCCUGCUCCUGCCAACCUAGCAGUUUGAAAGCACGUCAAAGUGCAAGUAGAUAAAUAGGUACCGCUCCAGCGGGAAGGUAAACGGCAUUUCCGUGCGCUGCUCUGGUUCGCCAGAAGCGGCUUAGUCAUGCUGGCCACAUGACCCGGAAGCUGUAUGCCGGCUCCUUCGGCCAGUAAAGCGAGAUGAGCGCCGCAACCCCAGAGUCGGCCACGACUGGACCUAAUGGUCAGGGGUCCCUUUACCUUUACCUAGCUGAAGGCAACUUCAGUUCCAUUCAUAGGAAUUAAUGCAAUGCGGUACUUAAAAGUCCAGAAUGUUAGACAUAUAUUAAGAGCUUUUGUCCUCCGAUGUCAACAGACAGAAAUUUCUCAGGUCCUGCCAACACUUUUACCAGAACCCCCUUCAUGGAGGACAAAGUAGUAGCAGCAGCAACAACAAGAACAACUAAUAAUAAUACUAAUACAGUGGUACCUCGGGUUAAGUACUUAAUUCGUUCCGGAGGUCUGUUCUUAACUUGAAACUGUUCUUAACCUGAAGCACCACUUUAGCUAAUGGGGCCUCCUGCUGCCGCUGUGCCGCCAGAGCACGAUUUCUGUUCUCAUCCUGAAGCAAAGUUCUUAACCUGAAGCACUAUUUCUGGGUUAGUGGAGUCUGUAACCUGAAGCGUAUGUAACCUGAGGUAGCACUGUAAUACUAAUAAUAAUAAUAAUCUGCAGUAAAGAAGGUUCUAUGCCCAUUACCAACAAAACUUUAAAUUCUAAAGGAUGAAGGCCUGCAUUAGGACUUUUAACCCCAAAGUCCAGGAUUACUCAACUGCUCCACUGCCUCUUUGUAAGCAAAAGGAAUAGAAACUUUAAUCUAAAUUUAAAGCUGAACAUUUGGGGAUGGGGUAGAAAAUCCCUGAGACCCUCGCAACCCCCUCCCAAAACAUAGCUCUGGCCCUUUUCAUGUACUGAGCGCCGGGGCUAACAUCCCCUCUUUCCUCCAUCUGUUGGGUCCAGGUUCCUGGAUGAAUACGCCAGACACAACAUCACCUUCUGGGCGGUGACACCCCAGAACGAGCCCAACAGUGCUGUCCUCUCGCCCAGUGGCGACUUCCCCGUCAACCGCCAGACGGCCGAAGAGGCGCGAGACUUCAUCAUCCUAGACCUGGGCCCUGAACUGGCCGCCAGCUCCCACAAAGAUGUCCUGCUCAUCAUGUAUGAUGACCAGAGGUCCGAAAUCCUCGACUGGGCCAAAGUGGUAGGUCCCCAGUUCACUAUCUCCCAUUAAAGCGGCGCUCGAUCAAAGCGGUGCCAUAGUGCCUGAAAUGCAGGGUGGGAGUGUGGCCUUGCAAUUGUUGACUCCACCUAAAAUUGGCUCUGGGUCUGCCUGCUGUUUGGCUCCCUGGUGUCCGCCUCCACCAGAUCCCAAUGAGCAGGCAGGCCGCAUGGCGAUCUGAAAUGCCAGUUUGCCAUCCAAACUGGCCCACAUUUUAAUCUGAGGAAUUCAAGGUGUUACUGGCUGGGGGGAAGCGAAGGUCACAGAAAUACUCUGUACAUGUUCAGAGGGGCUACUGCCACCUCUUCAUUCCCUCGCACGUUACCGGGUAGGACUCUAAGUGCUGGGGAGCAACCCUCCUUCCCUUUCCUCCUGCCCUCCUCUCACCCACCACGGCCGCUGGCUCCAAUCUGCACCAUGGCCCUUUUAAGCCCAUGCCCUUCUGUAUCACUCUGUCUCUCUGCCUCUGGUUCACAGCGGAGCCCUGGCAAAUGACAUCAUCAGGCUGCGUUGCCCAGUCUGGAGCGGACAACUGUAUUGUGAGGGGCUGAGAGGCAGGAUCCAUGUGGACCGGGCCACAAGCACUUACCUUGCUGCUCCAAAAUCCCACAAACCCACUUGAUGUAAUAAAAAAACUAUGGGAGGACGACAUAGGCUAUUGGAUUAACCCCACCCAAUGGCCUAGAAUGUGGUCUAAACCUCCCUUUAAACCCGUAUCAGCGAAAAGGAAAGAACUCACCCUGAAACUCACUUACAGCUGUUACCAAGGAAACGAGCACUAAUACGCCCAGGAACCUCACCAAAUUGCUGGAGAGGGUCACCUCCACAGGCACAUACCUCCACGUGUGGUGGGAAUGUCCCAAAAUCCAACUCGUCUGGACAGCAACAUAGCUGUCAACCGUCCCUUAUUUGGCGGGAAAAUCCCUUAUCCCAGCGCCGUGUCCCACUGCUGUCCCUUAUUGAUGAUGUCCUUUAAAUUUCCCGGGUUUCAAAGGAAGCAGCUCCUCUUCCUCCCUCCCCACCGGUCAGGGAGGAGGGAGGCUCCCACUGUGUUGCUUGGCUGCGUUGCUCACCCAAUAAGGAGUCUAAGAACGACUGGGGGGUGGAGCUUGCAUGCCUUGUGCUGAUCAAAUCAGCUGCGUUGCCUGGGGACUCGCCUUUGCUCAGCGCUUCCCAGCGGAGAGGUGACGGUAGUUUUCCUUGCUGCAUCCCCUUUGCCGGGUUGCUGUGCUGUGGGAACCACCGCUUGAGGCUUCGUUUGGCUGCUGGUUGACUAAAAUCCCUUAUUUUGGCUGCUGAGCCCUUAUUUUCGAGACUGCUGGUCCCUUAUUUUCAAAUCUGUAAGUUGACAGCUAUGGACAGCAAUCAUACAAGAAAUAUGCAAAAUAACCAAGCAAGUAUUAGAGGUCACCUCAGAACUGGCCCUACUAAACAUGUUCCAAGAUAAUAAUGCCCACUCACUUCAUGAAGAGCUCAUAACCCACCUACUCUCAGCAGCUGCAAACAACAUAGCCAGACACUGGAGAGACCUGUCAGGAGUAAUCAUGGACCAAUGGUAUCAAAUACAGUGGUGCCCCGCAAGACGAAUGCCUCGCAAGACGGAAAACCCGCUAGACGAAAGGGUUUUCCGUUUUGGAGGUGCUUCGCAAAACGAAUUUCCUAUGUGCUUGCUUCGCAAGACGAAAAUGUCUUGCGAGUUCCUGCGGGGUUUUUUCCUUCCCCCCUUUUCCCAAGCCGCUAAACCGCUUAUCAGCUGAUCGGCUAAGCCGGGUAACAGCUGAUCGCUAAGCCGAUUAUCAGCUGAUCGCUAGCCGCUUAUCAGCUGAUCGUUAAGCCGCUUAUCAGCUGAUCGUUAAGCCGCUUAUCAGCUGAUCGUUAAGCCGCUAUCAGCUGAUCGCUGCCGCUAUCAGCUGAUCGCUAAGCCGCUUAUCAGCUGAUCCGCUAAGCCCACUAAGCCGCUAAUACUGUAUCGCUAAUCCGCUAAACCACUAAUGGGCUUGCUUCGCAAGACGAAAAAACCCGCAAGACGAAGAGACUCGCGGAAUGGAUUCUUUUCGUCUUGCGAGGCACCACUGUAGUAUGAGAAACAGCCUUAUUAGAAAAACUAACCGAUAAACUGAAACAGACAGGGGGCCAAAUAGAAGAGGACACCUUCACCCCGGUAUGGCUCUCCUUCAUCACAUACAUAGUCCAACAAAAAUCGCCAAUAGCAUAUGAAUCAAUCUGGCUAACCUGAUUCAAACACACACACACACACACCCCACUCACACACAUAAACAAAUCUCACUACAGGCAACCAAAGACAACCAACCACACCCUGGGCCACCCCAACCACUCUCACCACCAAGGAUACACGACGAGUGAAUAGUAAGAGAACCCAUACAAGUAACACUGACACAAAACUCCAUACAUACACUAAGUAGAAGAACAGAAACAUAACCACCCCACCGCACCCCACUCACCAUUUCCCCUCUCCCCCCCUCUUUUAUUCCUAGGUAAAGGGUAAAGGGACCCCUGACCAUUAGGUCCAGUUGUGGCCAACUCUGGGGUUGCGGCGCUCAUCUCACUUUACUGGCUGAGGGAGCCGGCGUACAGCUUCCGGGUCAUGUGGCCAGCAUGACUAAGCCGCUUCUGGCGAACCAGAGCAGCGUACGGAAGCGCCGUUUACCUUCCCGCCGGAGUGGUACCUAUUUAUCUACCUGCACUUUGACGUGCUUUCGAACUGCUAGGUUGGCAAGAGCAGGGACCGAGCAACGGGAGCUCACCACCGUAGCGGGGAUUCGAACCGCUGAUCUUCUGAUCAGCAAGUCCUAGGCUCUGUGGUUUAGCCCACAGCGCCACCCGCUUCCCCUUUUAUUCCUAACCUAACAUUAAAAAGCAAGCAUUUACCUUGGAGACCCUGCCUAGCCUCUGCGAUCGGCCACCACCACCUCUCUCUCCCUCGCGGCGAUUUCAAGUCGUGAUGGCUUUACGAAUUCCAGGACCUCCCCGGCAAAACCGGGGCAGUUGAGGGGUGUGUAGCUGCACCCAAUCAUUUUGGAACGCUGCUUUUGACUCGGCACUCCAUCUUCUGUUUGCCUGAGCAAGGAGAACCACAUCAGCCUGCCAUUAUCUUUAAGGUGGGGUGGAGGGAUGGGAGACAAUAUUUUUAAAUUGCCCCCGCCCACUGCACAAGCCAAGGGAUAGGCAAAGGACACUCGAAUUCCUUCCUCCCUGGUGCAAAUAAGAAUGAAAGCUUUGGCCCUCGCCCCCUCCUUUGGCAGAUCCUUGGAAACAGCAGUUCCGCCAGGUACAUUGCAGGCAUUGGAAUCCACUGGUACUACGAUCCCACAACCCUUCCGAGCCUGACUUUGGAUCCCACACACUCCCUCUUCCCCAAUUACUUCCUGCUCUACACGGAAUCUUGUAACGGUUAUCCACCAAAUGUCGUGAGAGUGGACCUCGGGAGCUGGGACCGGGGCGUCAAGUAUAGCCAGAAUAUCUUGGAGGUAAGGUACUGCUACCCAUGGGCCCACUGUGGCAGCAACUUGAGAAGAGGGAGCUUUCCGAAAAUCUUCAUCUGAGGGGUGGGGGUGAGCGAACGCGCUGCGGUGCCCACGCAGGUUAGGGCUGGAUCUACACUCAUGUUCUUUAACGUUAAAGGUAAAGGGACCCCUGACCAUUAGGUCCAGUCAUGGCCGACUCUGGGGUUGCAGCGCUCAUCUCGCUUUAUUGGCCGAGGGAGCCGGCAUACAGCUUCUGGGUCAUGUGGCCAGCAUGACUAAGCCGCUUCUGGCAAACCAGAGCAGCGCACGGAAACGCCGUUUACCUUCCCGCUGGAGCGGUACCUACUUAUCUAUUUGCGCUGGUGUGCUUUCGAGCUGCUAGGUUGGCAGGAGCUGGGACCGAGCAACGGGAGCUCACCCCGUCACGGGGAUUCGAAUCACUGACCUUCUGAUCGGCAAGCCCUAGGCUCUGUGGUUUAACCCACAGCACCACCCGCAUCCCUUCUUUAACAUUAAGGGAGGGUUAAUGAAUGGUUUUGGCAACAUAGAUGGACAUACGACAUCCUACAUCUUUACCUUGAUGGGAAAAAGCCAAGGUAAAAAACAUUUUAAUGAACACGUGUGCUCUGUGAUGUUUUAGAACGGCAUACAGUGGAACCUCGUUUUUCAAACAUAAUCCAUUCUGGAAGACCGUUCAACUUCCGAAACGUUCGAAAACCGAGGAGCGAUGGGCAGUUGGCAAAAGCCAUUGAGAAAAAAAAGAAAAACACGCAGCAGAAGUCGUUCGAAAACGGAAGCAAUCACUUCCAGGUUUGGGCCAUUCAGCUUCCGAGAUACUUGAAAACCGAGGUUCCGCUGUAUCUAAUAUAAUUAUAAUAGCAGGAAAUAACGCUAAACAGGUCAGUGUAGAUCCAGCCCUGGAUGGAAGUGGUUUUGGGGGGGAAUCUGGCAGAAGUCCUUUCCCAGAGAUGGGACCCUUGGGACCUCUUGCAGGCUCUGCUGUGGAGCCCCCUGCCCCUUCCCCUUGGUGGGCCACCCCCUUCUCCCUCCCACCUCCCUGGCUGACCUAUGCCCUUUGAGCCCUUGCAGAACAUCAGCAACCAUGUUGUGGGUUGGAUCGACUGGAACUUGGCCCUGGAUAUGCGCGGGGGACCCAACUUCAUUGAGAACUUUGUGGACAGCCCAAUCAUCGUGAAUGCUGCAAAAGAUGAGUUCUACAAGCAGCCCAUGUUCUACCACUUAGCUCAUUUCAGGUAAGGCUUCAGAGGGUGACUUUGGCUGUAACUGCCCACCAAGGAUGCCCCUGAGGGUAAUCAAAGAAGCCCCGUCGCACCGGCAUAAUGUACCUUUUCAAGUAGCUAUCUUGGUUCUGGUAAUCACGACUGUUAAGUUGUGGGUGAACAUAUCAGACGACACAGCGAUUCUUCAAACAGCUCUUGUUUAUUCACAGGCCAGGACAGAACUGAACUGAAGGGUUUAGUCAGCCUGCUUAUACAGAGCUCCAGUACAACGUAACUGUAACAAUUUUCUAAAACUAUCCAAUCACUGAACGUCACUUUCGAUCCCUUAUUUGCAUAACUAUCUACAGUAGUAUCCCCCUGCUGGUCCAGGGUGAGAACUUCAGUACAUAACAACGAUAAUUAAAGCUUAAUUAAAAAUGCUAAUUGUCAUAAUUAUCUUGGGCUGUUAAUGCUGUGUGCGGCUCCGCCGUAGGCUCAGGUAACGAUAUAUGUGUAAACAAACCAUAUAUCAGCCUCCCUCAUUCCCAAAAAGAAACACAAACCUGGGUGUGCUCUCCUUAGAGAAUGGGGUAGCAUGGAACAAUACACACCUUCAUACAGACAGAAAGGUCAGUUUGCAUUUUGUAGUACAGAAAGUAUUGAUCGGAUGUGUAGAGACCUUUCCUAUUCUACUUAAUUCAAGAGAGUUCUGGAAGCUUCUCCGUGUGAAAGAAACAAGCAGAAGGUUCCUGAUGUUUGGGUUAUUCCUUCAGAGAAGCUGAGUACAGAUGGCUUAAACUGGUUCUCUUAUCUCUUUCUGUCAAGAUCAUGCUGACUAUAAAAAUAGACCGCAAGGAGCCUGGAUUUGACUUUCCAUCUCUUUUCCUUCCGGUGUGGUGUUCUGUUCAUAGUAUGCUAUAAUGUCAAGGUUUAGACUUAUUAUAAGUUAUUGUAAGUUUAAGUCUGCUGCAACUGGAUUUCUUACGGACAGUGCCAAUCCUGAAUGUAGUAGAUUUGUGACCAUUAUGCUCAUUUGCCUUCAGUAGCAGUAAAGCUCUGCUGGAUGAAAUAUUAAUUGCCUCUAGCCUAUUUUGGGGGGAAUCCUGCAACGUGUUUAAGUUGUUACUCUGCUAACUAUACGUCUGAGUUCUGCUCUGGAUCAAUCCUGAGUAGUAUUUCAAAGACAAGAUAUACUGGGGGUUGCCUCUCCUGGUCGCUACUGCCUACCCCUUGGCCCUUCUCCUACCCCUGACCAACCCCUCCCUUCACCCCUCACCCACCCCCUUGACUCCCCCUACCCCUCGCACCCCAAAUGUACUUUUUUAUGCAGAUGUGAAGAUAUACUGAUGACACGUGGUUGCUGUAUAGAGCACGGCGUCGAUCCUCUUUCCCCGCCACCCUCCUCCUAAUUUCUCUUUUCUCUCCCCAGCAAGUUCAUCCCGGAAGGCUCCGUCCGAGUCUUCCUGGCUUGCAAGAGCCUCCUGGGCAAGUGCCAACUACAGACCGAGGGCUUCUUACGCCCGGAUGGCGUGGCAGUGGUGGUUGUGCUUAACAAGUGAGUUGGGGAAGGAAGAGUAGGUUGCCUGGCUGUCAGCAUGUAUUUGGGGGCCCCGGGAGAACUUCGGGGCUGGAGCACGCAGCACAUUGCAGCAAAACUACGCAGUCGGUAGAGCAUGAGACUCUUAUAAUCUCAGGGUCUUGGGUUCGAGCCUGUGGGAAUGUUGAGGAACGUAGGCGAGGAUAUAUUGAUUAAAUGUUAUCCCUCCUCACUCCGGCUAGUGAGCAAGAAGCAGAACACAUUCCCUUGCACAUUGUUAGAAGCAAGUUGAUGGAUUUGUUAGAAUAAUAAUAAUAAUAAUAAUAAUAAUAAUAAUAAUAAUAAUACAUUUUAUUUAUAUCCCGCCCUCCCCAGCUGAAGCCAGGCUCAGAGCGGCUACCAACAGUAAAAUAAUGCAGCAUUCUAAAAUCAAUUCAUUAUAAAAUCAGUUUAAAUCAAAUUAAUGGCAACCAUUGGGCUAGAGUUCUAUGAGGAUCACCAAAGGAGGGGGUCAGGCUGUGCCUUGGCCAAAGGCCUGGUGGAACAGCUCUGUCUUGCAGGCCCUGCGGAAAGAUGUCAAGUCCCACAGGGCCCUAGUCUCUUGUGACAGAGCGUUCCACCAGAUCGGGGCCACAGCCGAAAAAGCCCUGGCUCUGGUUGAGGUCAGCCUAACCUCCCUGUGGCCUGGGACCUCCAGGAUGUUUUUGUUUGAAGACCGUAAGGUCCUCCGUGGGACAUACCAGGAGAGGCGGUCCCGUAGGUACGAGGGUCCUAGGCCGUAUAGGGCUUUAAAGGUUAAAACUAGCACCUUAAACCUGAUCCUGUACUCCAACGGGAGCCAGUGCAGCUGGUAUAGCACUGGGUGAAUGUGAUCCUGCAGCGAGGACCCCGUAAGGAGUCUCGCCGCGGCAUUCUGCACCCGCUGGAGUUUCCGGGUCAGUCUCAAGGGCAGCCCCACGUAGAGCAAGUUACAAUAAUCCAGUCUGGAGGUGACCGUCGCGUGGAUCACAGUGGCUAGGUCAGGGAGAGAGAGGUAAGGACGUAAAUUGAGCAAUGCAGUCUGGCUUGUCCAGAUUGGAUUGUUCCUGGUAAAUUCCCUCUUUUCCCUCUCUUAAAAAUAACAGCAACACAACAGUCUUCUUUAAAAGUAAUGGCAAAGUUUACUUACAUUCAGUUCACAGUAGUGUCCUGAAGGCAGGCUUUAAUCUUGUGGUUCCAGUUACAUUUCGACCUUGUGGCUUCCAUCCUCUGUAAGGAUGAGCCUUGUGCUGCUAGCUAAGAGCCAGCAGAGAGGAAGAUGGCAAAAGAGGAAAUGGGAAAAGGCGAAAAGAGGAAGAUGGCUGCGUGAUUAGCCCUUUUAUAGGGUCUCCCAGAGUCACGCCCAUCUACACAGGGAGAGGAGGCUCCAGAACAGGUAUGACAGGAAGUCCUCCCUGUCUGGAGCAACAUUCCCCUGUGCGUCCACUCUAGGAAACAGGAAAUGUUAUAUUUGACUGCUACAGUGAUGAUACAUCCCACAGAGCCCCAUGUUGGGCUAAGGAUUCCUGCAUUGUAGGGGGUUGGGAUGGAUGACCCUCGUGGUCCCUUCCCACUCUACAAUUCUACGACGGUAAUCUAUGACCUAGGAGACCCCAUGCUACAGCCUGAGGCUAGCUGCUGCUGGGCUGCGGCUUUCAGCUGCAUGCACAGUCUUCUGAAUAGUGAUAAACAAAUAUUGGGUGCUCUGACCCAGAUGGAGACUCAAGCUUCAUCCUGGCUCUCUAGAACAGGCCAGACAAACUUGAAGGCUUCGGUUCCGCCCUGGAGAUCUGGCAACCCUACCUCUUGUUGAAAGCUAGGCAGUUUGCAUCUCCCCAUCAGCUGCCUCCCUUUUGACUGCUGGCUUGUUGGGACUCAGAUAUACCGUAUUUUUCGCUCCAUAAGACGCACCUAGUUUUUAGAGGAGGAAAGGGGGAAAGCCCCGUUUUGGGGGGGAUCAGCUCACAGUUGUGCAGCUUCUUUUGCAAAGCGGAAAAGCUCUAUUUUUUUGAGGAUCAGCUCAAAGUUGUGGAGCUUACUUUGCAAUGGGGGAAAAUCCUGUUUUUAUGAGGUUCAACUCACAGUUCUGCAGCUUCUUUAGGAAAGGGAGCUGUUUCUACAGUUUCCAGACAGAUAAUCUAAUCAGCCAGUCACAUGUGGCUGGGGAAACAAACAGCCUCCGUCUGCAGAACAUUCAACAAUGGAGGCCUGGGCAAGGGGGUGGGGCCAGAAAGGGAGCCAGCGAUUGACCACACAUUUGCUCCAUAAGACGCACAGACAUUUCCCCCAACUUUUUAGGAGGAAAAAAGUAUGUCUUAUGGAACGAAAAAUACGGUACCUUUUUUUCCUGCCUGCCCCCCACAUUGCCACCUGGGCUCAUCACCUGGCGCAUAGACCAUGGGUUCACCUAGCUCAGAACUGUCUGCGGGGACUGGCACUGGCUUUCUAGGGCAUUCAAAGCCCUGCCUGGAGAUGCCAGGGAUUAUACUAGGGCACCCCUUGCAUGCCCCAUCUGCCCACUUCCCAGUAGUGCAGAAAUUCACCAGGAAGCCUGGGGCAACCCAGCCAGAUGGGUGGGUUAUAAAUAAUGAAAUUAUUAAAAACUAUAUAAAAUAUUUCUAGGGGUGCCCCUACCUUUUCCUGGCAACCCUGGUGGGGAUAGGGGUGGUUCUGUGCCCUGCGCCAUCCCAACCCCUGACCCAGACCUUUCCUCUGUCCCUCAGGUGUAUCUGGAAUGUGCCUUUCAGCAUCUCAGAUGGUCAGCUUGGCUACAUUGAGGAUGUGGCUCCGGCCAACUCCAUCCAGACUUACCUGUGGAAGACGUCCACUACCUGCCUCGGAGGAAAGGGGCAAGGGAAAUGCCUUCUCCCCACAAAGUGA